AGUGUGUGUGAGCGUGAUCUAGUUUAGUAUCUGCUCCUCCUCCUACGGCAGUAUGAGAACAGUGCAGUUCGUGUGAAGACAGCGACCGCGACUAGAGAGUUCACUCUGCGUGAGAACUGAAGGUUACGAGGACUGCUUCACAAUGAGGAGGGGAAACAACCUGGCUGCAGAGUUGCGGAGAGGAACAUGACGACAUCUCACAUGCAGACGUUGGACCUUUGAACUGACGAUUUGGAGGCUAAAGUCAAGGAAUUUCUCUCUGCGAAUGAGGAUCCUCAGAGCUGACCGACAGCACGUGAGCUUUUUACAUUCAACCGCACCUGGACCUAUUCUCCUGCUAAUAAGGAGUAUAUCAGGAGGAUUCAAUAAAUGGACUGUCCGUGGGCCAAAAAAAAGAAAAAGGUACUUUGCAAGUUGAUUUGUAAUUAACACGGAAAGAUACAUGCCAAACAAAGGAGUAACUUUGGUUUCAGCCUAUAUUUUAUUGGAGGCUGAUAGAACAGUACUAUUCGGCAUGCCUGAUAUUCACUACAUUUAACCGCUACACUAUGGCAACAACAAACAUGGCAAACCUCCCGUGUAACCAAAGCGAUUCCUUCAAGCACACCCUGUACAGCACCUCGUUCAGCCUGGUGUUCUUCGUCGGACUGCUCUUCAAUAUAGUUUCUAUAUACAUAUUUGCCUGCACGUUGAAGUUGCGCAAUGAGACAACCACGUACAUGAUGAACCUGGUCUGCUCAGACCUGCUCUUUGUUCUCACUCUGCCCUUUCGGAUCUACUACUUCAUCAAACAAGAGUGGCUGUUUGGCGACAUUGCGUGCAAGCUCUCCGUCUCGCUGUUCUACACCAACAUGUACGGCAGCAUCUUCUUCCUCACCUGCAUCAGUGUGGACCGCUUCCUGGCCAUCGUUUACCCCUUCCGCUCGCAGGUCAUUCGCACCAAGAGGAAUGCGAAGGUGACCUGCUGCGUGGUCUGGGUGGUCGUCCUGUCUGGGACUCUGCCCACCGGGUUCCUGAUGGAGACCUCCUCCGAUGCCAACAGGAACACCUCCAAGUACUGCUUUGAGCAGUACUCACGCGAGCAGUGGAAGGACGAACUGUCCAAGGUGGUGAUCUUCAUGGUGACCGUGGGAUUCCUGCUCCCGUUCAUGCUCAACGUGUACUGCGCCGUCAGGGUGCUAUUGACCUUGAGGAAGCCGCAAACCCUCAGCCGCGGAGGUGCCCUCAACAAGACUAAGGUCUUAAGAAUGAUCCUGGUCCACCUCUUCAUCUUCUGCUUCUGCUUCAUCCCCUACAACGUCAACCUGGUGUUCUAUUCGCUGAUGAGGACCAAAGCUCUGAAAGGCUGCUAUGCGGAAACUGUGGUGAGGGCUAUCUAUCCUGUGGCCUUUUGCAUAGCCGUGACAAACUGUUGCUUUGACCCCGUCAUAUACUACUUCACCUCAGAAACAAUCCAGAACUCCAUCAAGCGCAAGUCUGUAGCGGUGCGCGAUAAGGUCUCUCAAGCAAUGGUAAUGGACAACGAUGGUGGGACUUUAACCAGAAACUUUGGGACACUGAGAAACAAACUGUUCAACAAUGAGUCUUCUGUCUGAAUUGCACAAAAACAUGUUCCUCGCACUGAAUUGGGUGAAGCUCUUUAAAGAGCACACCUAAAUAGAGUGCAGUGAUUGUACCGUACAGAGGUUUAUCACCUUAUGUCAUCAGUAUUACAUUUCACUAGCAAAUAAAUUGGCCAGCAGAAAAGAAAAAACCCGAACAGGAACUGUAAAACUGAGUUUUUCCUCAAGUCAUAGGAGAUGGAUACUAAAACUUGAUGAAUAUUUUCACAAACAAAUGUGAAGACAUUGAAAACCCCAACACAGGGUGGCUCACCUUUCCUUAUACCUCUUUAAGGGAAUGGCUUGUUAAGUGAAUAAGGGGAAGAUGACUGCCGUUGAGAUUGUUUUUCAUUGUCAGCCAUUUUAAGCGUGCUCGAAUGAGUUCUAACGGCUGGGGGGAGUACUUUACUGCCCAGACGUGUCUGAGUGAGUCUGAGUUGGACUUUCAUCGCCAUCCCGCCAAUGCGACAUCAUUAACCAUAUGUGCCAAUCUUAUAUCCCUCUUCCAGCUUGCAUCAUGUAGAUUGUUCUACCCAACUUGACAACUCAAAUCAAAGCUGACAUUUACAUCAGCUUUUUCUGUGUUGUUCUCAAAGACCAUCGUAUUGUCCAAACAAUGUCACCAAUGUUUUCUUUUAAAUUAUUCCACCUGAUUUAUUCUAUAUUUGGUAAUGCUGUAUUGAGGUAAUAUAUGUGGAGUUUGUAAGUGUAUAGUGAUGUAUAUAUAUAUAUAUAUAUAUUUGUACUAAAACCAACAAAGAGAGCCAUGUAUUUGACUGAAGAUCUUUCCUAGACAUAUUGAGAGAAGUACCCCGUUAUUCUGGUUGACGCAAUGAUGUUUAAUGCUUCUUUAUAAUGAAGGUGCAGAAAGUGGUAGUACAGGCUGAUACCAUGACUCCACAGUGAGUCAAUACUAAUAUACAGUUAUUUCAGGUGUGGUCUGUGAAGUCUCCCCAGGUUUGCAUGCUAGAAUAUCAGGUAGACCAGAGCUGCAGGUUUUUUGAAUGCCUCUGUUACGCAAUCGAUAAACUCCAGUAAAGGGUUGUCACACAACUUCCAUCAAAGGCAUAACGCCCUAUUCCUUCACACAUUUUGAAAUGACUAUCAACCAGGAUUUGGUUGAGGAUUAUCAACAGAAAAUGUGGGAAUCUCAUGCUGGUGAAUGAUGUUUACACAAAGCUUAAAUGGUUAACAGUAUCCAGACACACAAAGGAAGCCUGACACAGAAAGCAUACGGCCUCGUAAAAACAAUGUUUUGCAGGAGUUAUGCAUUCCUUCUGAUGCACUUUCCUUCAAGUUAAGACAGUCCCUAGCCUGCUCUUCUGGUAAGAUGGAUAUUCAAGCACAGGCAAGUAAGUGCGUGUCUUCCACCGUGAAAACAUGCAGUUCAUUCCUCAAUGAUAGCAGCGGUAUUUUACCAAGUGCAUCUCUGGCUCACCCGCAUAAGACAGAUGUAGUGAUGUGGCGAAACAAAACAAAUAGCAAUCCAUGAAAACACAACAAGCUCGACCAUCAACCAUGAUUUAUCGAACUUUGUGGUAUUAAUGUACUAGUAAGUUGCUAAUUUAGAACUUACGAGUACUAAAUGAGCCCCUGACUAGAUCUUCAGUCAACGGUACUUGGGAGAGACGUGCGCGCGCAUGUUUUAAUGAGCGAGUGAGUGAGUUAGUGAGUGAAUGAAUGAGUGAAUGAGUGAGUGAAAGACUGUGCAUGUGGGCGUCAGCUGAAGAACGCUGCCAUCACCACUAGUGUAUACACUCGUACAGCAUCAUAUCAACAACAGCUCUACCUGCGCAUCAGCUGACUGGAACGGUGCCUUCAUCGAGAGCUCAUAACGAUGACUGAAUUGUAAAUCAGGUAAGUGAAAGUUUAUUUUAUUUUCAAUUCAUUAAACAAAACCUAUCAAUCCAUCUCUAUGAAUGUAACUUAAUUUGUAGAUCUGAUUUUUUUUAUAAUAAGAAAUAUUUUUUUCUAAUUAUUACCAUUUCAUUUUUCAAUUAUAGACCGAAUUUGAGAAGUAAUCAAAGAAUAUGAAUUCAUCAAUUCAAUUCAUAGUGUUGUUUUUUUUAUGACAUAAAAAGACAUGGCUUGGAUUCAUCAUCUUCUCUUGCUUUAGUUCUUCACUAAAGCGAGACCUAUAACAAUUGACUAUGUCAUUUGAAAUAUUUAUAUGAUUUGAUAUUGGUUCUAUUCCAAAUUAGGAUUAUAUUAGGGGCAGUUUGUAGACCUCCAUAAAAUUCUGUUUGGACAGUGGAAAAUUGUUAUCAGGUGUGUUUGUCUUUGAAUGUAUUACCAGACCCAGAAGUGGCAGUUAAAUUCAGUUCACAGAAUCCCACCGACGCGCCUCCAAUAAAACCGCAGCAUACCACUUUCAUACCGUACCUCUGCAUAUUGGCGCCUCAUAAACAACGUACCCAUUUUGCAAUCAUUUAAGUGCAUGCUUGUCCCAAACGGCGCAGCCAAAGCAUCCGCAUCCAUGUCAUGUCUCGCUCACAACCGCUUCAUAUCCUCCAGCCAUGAAGAGCACACAUCAAUAAAGCCUGCAGG
Gadus chalcogrammus (walleye pollock) is the source of this 4148-nucleotide messenger RNA. Its product is annotated as lysophosphatidic acid receptor 6-like. Lineage: Eukaryota; Metazoa; Chordata; Actinopteri; Gadiformes; Gadidae. Gene Ontology annotation, cellular component: membrane. The coding region runs from base 549 to 1595 and encodes 348 amino acids. Gene Ontology annotation, biological process: phospholipase C-activating G protein-coupled receptor signaling pathway; positive regulation of Rho protein signal transduction. The record is from RefSeq and is a predicted model, not a curated record. The transcript has a single exon. Gene Ontology annotation, molecular function: lysophosphatidic acid receptor activity.